CCUGCCCGGGUCCUCCUCCUGCAGUUAUCAGUUUCCGGUCCACAGCGAGGUUCCUCAGUCGACGCUCGCAGUCAUGCCUCUUGCAAAAGAUCUGUUGCACCCCAGUCCAGAGGAAGAGAAGAGGUGUCACAAGAAAAAGCGUCUUGUACAGAGUCCCAACUCCUAUUUUAUGGACGUCAAAUGCCCAGGUUGCUACAAGAUCACCACAGUGUUCAGCCACGCUCAGACUGUAGUGCUUUGUGUUGGCUGCUCCACGGUCCUGUGUCAGCCGACAGGAGGGAAAGCUCGUCUCACAGAAGGAUGCUCCUUCAGGAGGAAACAGCACUAGUUUGACCAGACCUGGCUGCACAGAUGAGAUGUACAACUUUGUGGACAUUAAGUCACACUGCCAAAGAUGUGAUGCAGGAAAGAGAAACCGGAAGAUGGGAAUAAAUAAUGCAGAAGUGGUUGAUCUAUAGAAUAUGCUUAGAUAUGUCUGGCUUGCUAAGACCCCACCAACACCUCGUAUCUUUUAAUAUUUCGAGCUAAAUGAACUUGGGGCACUUUCAAUGAACUGGUCUUAAAUGUUUAUCUAGUUUUUUGCUCUUUAACUCAAGUGUUCUUGUAUCUCACUUGUUGCAAAAAUAAUUAAGCUUACAACCUCUUUAUCAUGGGUGAUAUGUUUGAUUUGUAGGUAAACAUCCAGGUUUUCUGUGGCAGGUUUUUUAGGAUUACACCCUUCAAUGAUGAGGCCACACUUGUGCCAAAGAUGAGGCGUAGCCACUCGGCAUAAAAGAUUUAUGCAAUCUGUACAAUUUUUACCACCAAAUUAGUUGCAGGACAGGGGACGUGUUGUGGUUAAAAGUGCGAAUUAAAUCUAAGUUUAAUGACUGUUGCUGCAUUUUUAUUACUGAAAAAGCAACUCUGGUUAACUAGUAUCUUCCAGGUCAGUUCCAGAGUACAGCUUUGAGAGGUGUUGGUACAAACUCCCCCCAGUCUGACUGAGGCUUGUUUCAGGGAAAGUCAUCAGUGCCUCUGCUGCUAAAGCAAAGUACAUAUGGGUGCAACAUUGCAUGCUAAUGAAGUGUGUUGUGGAUCUGCGCCCACUUGCAAGCUUCCUGUAAAUAACAGUGAAUACUUGUGAAGUUGGAAAAAAAAAGGACUGUCGACAGGAAAUGUAGGAAUAGCAGGAGGAAUUUGAAUAAUUGAAGUUUCUAUGAUGUAAUGUCACUUAACACCUUUUGUUUGAGCUUGCAGGCAUGUAGGCCAUCUGUUACCACUGUUCUAUGCGACGGGUGUACACAUAAUUUAAUCAGAUUUGGGGAAAUGAUGCAACAGUUUUAUUGUUGCUAUGGUUCCAUAUCGUCUCGCUUGUAUAUGGGAAACAACUUAAUAAAAUUAUGGAACUGAAA
Messenger RNA from Cololabis saira (Pacific saury), 1391 nucleotides. RefSeq names its product ribosomal protein S27, isoform 2 (gene rps27.2). Gene Ontology annotation, molecular function: RNA binding; structural constituent of ribosome. Bases 74 to 328 code for a protein of 84 amino acids. Gene Ontology annotation, biological process: translation; ribosomal small subunit assembly. NCBI's taxonomy places the organism in Eukaryota, Metazoa, Chordata, Actinopteri, Beloniformes, Belonidae. The record is from RefSeq and is a predicted model, not a curated record. Gene Ontology annotation, cellular component: ribosome; cytosolic small ribosomal subunit. The transcript has 4 exons.